Molecule: messenger RNA, 845 nt
Organism: Argentina anserina (silverweed cinquefoil)
Lineage: Eukaryota; Viridiplantae; Streptophyta; Magnoliopsida; Rosales; Rosaceae
Exons: 1
Coding region: 31-807 (258 amino acids)
Source: RefSeq, a predicted model, not a curated record
CCUCACUGUUUUUCUCACACAAAACAUUCAAUGUCAGGUGGAGUUGGUCCAACUAGUGACAUUAGCCUUCCCAAAGAACAAGAACAGGAGUUCAAGGAACACCAUGACCCUGUUUCUUCCUCUAAACUCAGCCCCAAAUCUCAAAAGACCAGCCAAGCCCUACACAGCGCCACUAACCGGAAACCGGGUUCGUUCUCCUUCCGGCAGCUCAAUGCCCUCGCCGUCAUCAUUGUCCUCUCCGCCAGUGGCAUGGUAAGCCCUCAAGACCUAGCCUUUGUUCUCUUCUCCGUUGCCUACAUGUACUUCAUCUCAAAAGUUGCUUUCCCCAUCCAAUCUUCCAUCAAAGACCCUACAGUCUUCAGCCCCCAGAACAAGAUCCUACGCCUCUAUGUCCUCGUAGGCGCCAUCAUAGGCCUGCUGCUCCCUAUAGCUUACAUCUUUGAGGGAAUUUUCGAGGGUGACAAGCAAGGAAUCAGCGCAGCCUCGCCGCAUGUUUUCCUUCUUGCAAGCCAAGUUUUCAUGGAAGGGUUGGCUUUCAGUGACCAGUUUUCGACACCAAUACGUGUUUUCGUGCCGGUUUUCUACAACUCGAGGAGGAUUUUCACUAUUGUGGAGUGGCUCUCAAGUGAGUUCUCAAAAAACUACGAAGAUUAUGGUGGAUCGGCUAAGAGAUUAUACCUCGGCAGAGCUCUUGCUAUUGCUAACAUGGCUUUUUGGAGCUUCAAUCUUUUUGGUUUCUUAUUGCCGGUAUAUCUUCCUAGAGCUUUCAAGAAAUAUUACUCCACACAUAAAGUGAAAGAAUUUUGAAAUGUGUGUCGCCAUAUGUAUCUGUUCUUGUUUGUCAA